AUGCAGGGAAUCGAAAUGAAUGACGCCAUCAAGGAGUAUGAGUGGGAUGAUGAGGCGGAAGGUGAUUCUUUUGAUGAUGACGAGUCUGUGAAUCCAUCUAGUCAAGCCUCCACUGCAACUGGCGCGUCAAGUUCGAGAAUGAGCAAGUCUUCCAGAAAGAGAUCUGAAUGCUGGCCCAAGUCUGUAGGAGCUGAUGUAUCUAGAUGGCUUUUGGAAAACUUUGAGGCUCGAGCUGAUGCAUCUAUGCAACGAGAAGCUUUAUAUUCUUAUUACGUCUCUUAUCACACUACCAGCCAUGAAGAAUAUGUGGCGGCCGCAACUCCGGCAACUUUUGGCAAGUUAAUACGGCACGUCUUCCCAAAAGUCGGAACUCGUAGAUUGGGUUGUCGAGGCUCUUCCAAAUAUCACUAUAUUGGUGUCUGUGUGAAACCCGAUGGUCCAUUAGCUAAAAGCGGGAUGGUUAUCCAAACUACAAUCAUCACUCCUGAACUAGUCAUUCCAAAAAAGCCUACCAAAAGAUCAGCCAAAUCUAAUCUAAGCUCGACGUCCACAUCCGCAUCAACGCCCACUUCAACAACAGCCCCGCCAACUACGGCAACAAAGGCGCGUCGCGGGUCGUUGUCUGAAGCUUCAAGAACCAUCAAGAAAAACAAGGCAUCACCAUUAGCUCAACGAUUAGGCCGUUUACAACCACCAGGUGGUCUAACUCCUUUAAUCAUCCCAUCUCCGCCAUCUCCAUUCCUAGCCUCUCUACCAGGAACUCCAAUGCCGGACUUUGCAUCACUAGUAUUGCAAUCCCCACAAAUACCAACCUCUAAUACAUCACUUAUGGGAACCACACCAUUAACAUUCUCUGCUACCUCCGGAGCACUAAAUCCUUCCGUAAUGAGUCUACCUUUACUCUCAGGAAUGUUGGGUAGUCCAUUACAAAUGUCACAUCCUCAAAUCACGUCACCACCAAUGCAUUCCCAUCCGUUGGGAUUCUCGCCGAUUCAAGCUUGUAAAUCCUUUUUAUCUAUAACGCUUGAUGCUACUUCGACGUUUACGUGGCUGUGUGAAGAGGUUGAAAAGCUGUCGGCACAUAGUGAAGCUUUUGGAUUGGCAGUUGAAAAGAUUCAUUUGAAACUAUGUGCUACCACUAGAGAGUUUGUUGCAAGGUAUCCAGAUGCCAUGAUGGAUUGGAAUGCCGUCAGAUGGAUUGUGGAAUGCGAUAUCGUCCUUGCCAGCGCUGUUUUGACGACCCUCCACGAGAAACUGCUACUGCCGCAUACCAUCAGUCCCCAAACCGUAGACUCUCUUCGAUCGCUGCCCAAAAUAUUCGCUGCUGGUGUAUCUGUAUUCCCAAUUGGACACGCCGUCCACGUCAAGAAGGCUGAAAUCGUCAUUGCCUUCCAGAAAAGUGUAGAAAUGCUCAUUGGAUUCAUUCAUCUUUCGCUAUGCUUUGGUCAAAUCAUACAGGAUGGCCCUGUCGUUGAUUCUGUCUCCAAGGAAUUGGCUACUGUGGAUGCUGUAUGGGCUCAUGAUAUGUUUGUGUCCCAUUGCGGAGAUGAUAGCACUGCUGUGUUCAUGACAUUACUAUCCAACUUUAUCUCGCAAAUCGACAGCCGUCAAUCUCUUAUAUCAUGGGGUAACUGGGCUCAUUCAUUAAUGAAUGUUGGUGCUGAUCUGGAAAAGGGAAUGAGCUUAUCUAACGUCAGAACAUUCCAGUCUUCGUUCUCGUGGUUUAUGAAUCUGAUACUCAAGACCUACCACUUUAGUGAUGCUGCAAAUGCUUGGCUGGCUGUCUGCAAAUCAUGGAUGGAAGCUUAUUUCGACCUCUUGUCUGCCUUCAACCAAAAGGAUGCUUCGACCACCUCUUUCUCGGCAUGUGCUGUCCAACAUAAAGUCUGGGACAUGACAAAUCCAUUCCUAUUCCGAGAACUCGAACGCAUGCAGCACUUUGAAGAAUACGAUACUUUUGCCCGUGGUGUCGAUGUCGAUGUGCAAAAUGUGGAUGGUGAUUCUGAAUUGUCUAGCGAACAACAAUAUUGUUCCCUUCCUGCAUCGUCAUCUUCUGCCAUGUUUAGUCCCAGCAAACAGCCCGAUCUAGACUUUGUUGGGAUGAUGGGAAUGGGCAGUAGUAGUGCCACUAGUAGUGGUACAUUCAAUCCACCAUUCUUGACGUCACCUAGUCCGGCACUGGGAGCAUAUGAAGAGGGAUAUAGCUCUGAUGGAAUUUCAUCGAUUCAAGUCAAGCAAGAACCUCAAGACGAUGCUGUUACAAAGGGAAGCAUGGUUGGUGGUCGUGACACUUUUUGGUCUGGAGAGCCAGUACUUACGUCACCUCAUCGCUAUCGAUCUGAAAAGAGACAAAGACUCAGCACUCAAGACCUCGCAAUGAUAUUUAAUAAGCAACAGUCACCAAUCAAGCAACAAAAUCAUUCAAGUCCUUAUGAGCUCAUAUUAGACUCGUGGAGUACACCUACUGAAUUUGAUCGAGAUUUAAGCAGCAUCACUGGUGGUCUUGCUGGAUUCUGUGAAGACGAUUGA
Molecule: messenger RNA, 2529 nt
Organism: Synchytrium microbalum
Lineage: Eukaryota; Fungi; Chytridiomycota; Chytridiomycetes; Synchytriales; Synchytriaceae
Exons: 8
Coding region: 1-2529 (842 amino acids)
Biological process (GO): regulation of transcription by RNA polymerase II
Molecular function (GO): RNA polymerase II cis-regulatory region sequence-specific DNA binding; DNA-binding transcription factor activity, RNA polymerase II-specific
Source: RefSeq, a predicted model, not a curated record